Messenger RNA from Anguilla rostrata (American eel), 1397 nucleotides. RefSeq names its product golgi transport 1Ba (gene golt1ba). NCBI's taxonomy places the organism in Eukaryota, Metazoa, Chordata, Actinopteri, Anguilliformes, Anguillidae. The record is from RefSeq and is a predicted model, not a curated record. Gene Ontology annotation, biological process: endoplasmic reticulum to Golgi vesicle-mediated transport; retrograde transport, endosome to Golgi. The transcript is spliced from 6 exons. The coding region runs from base 132 to 518 and encodes 128 amino acids. Gene Ontology annotation, cellular component: membrane; endoplasmic reticulum.
GUGCGUGUAGUCGUGGUUCCGGAAGACGUGGCGAUUAGUGCACAAGUGCCUAGCUAGUCAGCUAGCAGAAGCCUCAACAGGCGGGUUCGUUUUGAGAAAGUUAUAAUUGGAGCAUUUAAACUAGCGCAACAAUGAUCUCUCUAACGGAUUCACAGAAAAUUGGAAUGGGAUUAACAGGAUUUGGGGUGUUUUUCCUUUUCUUUGGAAUGAUCCUGUUUUUUGACAAGGCACUCCUUGCCAUGGGAAAUAUUUUGUUUGUGGCUGGCCUGUCAUUUGUCAUCGGGUUGGAGCGGACCUUCAAGUUCUUCUUCCAGAAACACAAAAUGAAGGCCACUGGCUUCUUCCUGGGGGGUGUGCUUGUGGUGCUGAUUGGCUGGCCCGUGGUUGGGAUGGUCCUGGAGAUUUAUGGAUUCUUCCUCUUAUUCAGGGGCUUCUUCCCCGUGGUUGUGGGCUUCAUCAGGAGGAUCCCGAUCCUGGGGUCCCUACUAAAUCUCCCAGGAAUCAGUGGGCCUUCCUAAGGCUGUGAAGACCAUCUGCAGUCAUGUUUGUGGAUAAAGUUGGAGAGAGCAACAGCAUGGUAUAACAGUGACAAAUUUUUAUUUUUUGUUUUUGAGAAGAUCUCUUUUUUUGCAAACCUGGUCAAAUAUUCCCCAAUGUUAAGGUUACGUCACCAGAUACGUAUGAGCUUUUCUCCUAUUUAAAGGCCAAACCCAUUUGUUUUUUGAUGUCACUGUUCAGUUACUUCUGUAGCGUGGUAAAGUUACCACGCCUGGUUACCAUGGGACUCUGUUACUAAGAGACUUACCUGAAGGACAAGACGUGUGUCCUAUGAGGUUCCCUGUGUGCCCUCUUCACAUAGCCCUCCACAUGAGUGGAGGAUUUGGGGAUGUAGGAACGUGACAGACCAAGCUGGUUCUUCAACAGCCAUCAGGAUUUUUGUGGAAUUUACCAAGAAUCAGAAUAGCUUCUGAGCUAUUAUGAGACAUGCCAGGAUGUUGUUACAGCAGUCAUCGUCCUCUUCUGUUUUGUGCCUCUGCCUCCAUUUUCCUUUGGAGACAGUUUUAGUUGUGGAAUAAUACCCUGACUUGCCGCAACUCGGUAUGAAUGCGGUUCUGAACCUUAAGGUAUUUUUUACAAAGUGCCCAAUGUGGCAACUUGGAAUCAACUCCCUCCUUCCACUUGACUCCACUUAUCAGAACCAAAUAAUGCACAGGCACUUAUGUACAAUGAGCGCAAAUGCAGGUAUUGCAGUCUGUGGUUUUAAAAUGCAUCAAACUUUUUAUCUGUGUAAAGUAUUUAAGAAUAUUGGGCAGAGUCAGUAACAAAAAAAAAACAGCCUUUGUUUUAUUUUGUGGAACUUUUGUAAAUACAUAUUUGAAAUAAAAAAGUGAAAUGUG